UGAAUUUAUAUUUAUUUAUUACGUAAAUUGAUGGAUAUGUAGUAUAUCAGUUUAAAAUGAAUAAAUUCAAAUUAAUUUCAUUUAUUACCCGGAAUGAGAAUUUACUUUUAGGGGUUUGUUGUAGUCCACAAUUUGCUGCAAAUGCUCGUUUCGCAAGGCUAGCAGAAGUCGGUAAAUUAGAAACACCGAAAUUAGAUGGAAAAUAUGACACUGGCCAGUUAUUCUUGCACAGAGUUUUUGGCUAUAGGGGUGUCACAUUGUUUCCAUGGAUGGCUCGUGUGUAUGACCGAGAUGUCCCGAAUAAAGAUUUGAAUAGAGAAAGUGAAGAAUCUAGUUCUGGUUAUAAUCAUGUAGGAAAAGAAGUAAAGAGUCACACACAUACAUUUUAUCAAGUUCUUAUAGAUUCUAGAGAUUGUCCAUAUGUUAGAACGCAAACAGAAGCAGUCACAUUCUUAGGUAAUCAAGAUAAUAGCCGUUCACUAUAUGCUAUUCCAGGCUUGGAUUAUGUUGCACAUGAAGAUAUUAUACCUUACACAACUACAGAGAAACAACCUAUAGCUCAUGAAUUGUUUGAAAAGUUCUUGAUGUAUGAUCCAGAAAAAGAUCCUCCAUUUAGUUCACGGGAAACUUUACGAGCUUGGCAAGAAAGGAAUCAUCCUUGGUUAGAGCUUUCUGAUGUUCAUAAAGAAACAACUGAAGAUAUACGUGUUACUGUUAUACCUUUUUACAUGGGCCAGAGGGUUGCUCAGAAUAAUGGCAUAUAUUGGUGGAGAUAUUGCAUACGAUUAGAAAACUUAGGAGAAUCAACAGUUCAACUUCGGGAGAGACACUGGAGAAUAUUUUCCCUUUCUGGUCAACUGGAAACUGUUCGUGGAAGAGGAGUUGUUGGACAGGAACCUAUACUGUCCAAAGCUCAGCCUGCUUUUCAGUAUAGUAGUCAUGUGAGCUUGCAGUCUCCCUGUGGGCACAUGUGGGGAACAUUCACCAUGGAAAGAGAUAAUGGAGUAAAUUUUGAGUGCAGAAUUCCGCCAUUUUCAUUAGAAAGCAAGUGAAAUAUCAUUGUACAUGGCAUACGAAUUCUGUAGAAAAACAGUUGUAUCUUCAAAAAGGACAGUUAUAUUAAAUAUGAACUGAAUAUUGAAAUGAUUUUCUGAAGAGCCCUACAGUCAGAUGUAUUUAACUUAAAAUGUUGUGAUAUCUUUUACACUAUUCUAGGAAGUGAAGAAAAACUUUUAUUGCAUACUUUCAAAAAUAAAUACAGAAUUUCAGUACAUGCAGUACUUCUUUUUUUAUAAAGCGUGCACUAAUAUGAAAUUAAAAUUAGAAAUUUUCUAAAAUUUAUAUUGCACUUGCUGCUAUAAAUUAGCAAUGUAUUAGGCAAAAGUUUGUUCCAAAGUGACAUAUAGUUUAACUAACAAAUCUUCACAAAUUAUUUCUUCUCUAACUUUUAUGCUCUUUUUACCUCUAGAAAAUGUGUGUGUAAUUAACUAAAAUAGAUAGAUAAAGCUAUACAGACAGCAUAACAAUAUAAAAUCAUUUAAAAAAUGGAAGCAGGAAUAAGAACAUGUGUAGUGAAACUUACUUAAGAGUCACUCUUCGAGAAAAUUUUAGUCCUCUAUUGAACAGAUCAUUCUAAGGAUACCAAGAGGUGAUGUUCAAUACCUGUGCUUUUUUACAUUUUCAAAACUAUUGUUUACACACAUUAGAGAUUGUCUGUAUAUAUUCAGAAUGGUUUUUAAAAUUAUUUUGGUGAAAUUUGUUAAUACUAUGAUGUGUUCUCUCUCUGUAUGUAUGUAUAUAUUUACAUGUAAAAUAUGAAACAAAAUUAUUAAAUCUGAUUGGAACCAA
Messenger RNA from Stegodyphus dumicola, 1848 nucleotides. RefSeq names its product polymerase delta-interacting protein 2-like. Gene Ontology annotation, molecular function: DNA binding. NCBI's taxonomy places the organism in Eukaryota, Metazoa, Arthropoda, Arachnida, Araneae, Eresidae. Gene Ontology annotation, biological process: error-free translesion synthesis. Gene Ontology annotation, cellular component: nucleus; mitochondrial nucleoid. The record is from RefSeq and is a predicted model, not a curated record.